Molecule: messenger RNA, 1925 nt
Organism: Cyanistes caeruleus (blue tit)
Lineage: Eukaryota; Metazoa; Chordata; Aves; Passeriformes; Paridae
Source: RefSeq, a predicted model, not a curated record
GGGCCUGCGCCGCUCGGUUCAGGAGGACAGUGAGGUGCCGGAGCGAGAAGGGCAGCGAUGGAACGGACUGCCCAGGGAGGGGCUGGAGUCGCUGUCCCUGGCGGUGUGUAAGGAAAGGCUGGAUGUGGCACUCUAGAUGCUCUAGAUGACAGGUGAUGUUCGGUCACAGGUUGGACUCGAGGAGAGCAGAGGUCUUGUCCAGCCUCGCCAGUUCUCUGAUUCCAUGAUGGAAUGCUGUGCGACUUGGUGCCGACAGUCUCUAAAACACCAGGAGCAGAAGGCAGAGACAUAGAGCUCUGUGAUUUGAGAGGAGUAAUUAAUUGGCCUGACCGUAAGCUUGGCACAUACGUACGUUUUGACCAGGUUUAUAUGAAUUUUUAAGAAAAAUAAUAGGUUCUUGUAUCAGUGAAUCCAAGAACCAAAAUCAAACACAUCAAAGCAUGGGACAAAAUCAUGACAAGUCUGCCAGCACACACAUCCUGGUGUAAUCACACCAAAGUAGAGGCAGUUGUGGUAUAUAACAUAAAAACUGCUUAAAAUACACAUAUAUCUUUGAUACAUACAAAAGAACUUAAAAACUUAGGGUGCUGGUUUUUUUCCCUAAAGCCCUCUCCACAGAACAGUGUUCUGGCAUCUUUUUGCCCAUCAUCCCCCGCUUUAUAUCAAGGAUAGAAUCUUGCAGAAUGUUUGCAUUUUACUCAGCUUUUUCAAGAUAUAAUUUGGGUUUUUUUAACAUGCAGUGACUCUUCUUUCUCAGGAUGACAGGAACAGAUGUGUUUGGAAUUACUGUACCUCUUAUUACCAGCACUACUGGCGAUAAACUGGGAAAGACUGCUGGAAAUGCAGUUUGGCUGAACAGGGAUAAGACCUCUCCAUUUGAGCUGUAUCAGUUUUUUGUCAGACAGGAAGAUAAUGUAGUUGAAAAAUACCUGAAACUAUUCACCUUCCUUCCUCUUGAGGAGAUUGCCCACAUCAUGGAAAUGCAUGCUAAAGAACCUGAGAAAUGGGGCCCUCAGAAACGACUGGCUGCAGAAGUAACUAAGCUUGUCCAUGGUAGAGAGGGGCUGGAAUCUGCUAAGAGGUGCACUAAGGCCCUUUAUUACAGCAGUGUGGAGGCACUGGAAGAAAUGUCUGACCAAGAGUUACAGGAGCUUUUCAGACAAACUGCUUCUGCUGAAUUGAUGCUUGAACCUGGGAUGACUGUUCUUGACUUGUGCCGCAAAGCAAAUGCCAUUCCAGAUGGACCUAGUGGGUACAGGAAAAUUACAGAUGGAGGAGUUUCAAUAAAUGGGAAUCGUGUAACGAAUCCUGAGACUGUUCUUAUUCUGGGACAGCAUAUUCUGAAGAAUGGAGUAUCAUUACUUAGGGUUGGAAAGAAAAAUUAUUACAUUAUAAAGUGGCUGCAGUUGUGACUACAGAGUAUCUCCCUAAAAUGACAGAUCAGUUUAACUCUGCUGCUUGAAGAUGUACUUGAAGAUGUUUCUGUAGUGUGCAUUUCCACACAGCUCACAGACUAUCCAGUAUCAGUUUCCUUUUCAAAAGAGUUCAACAGAGUUCAAAUAAAGGAGCUGAGUUGUACCACUGAAGAGAUUGUAGAUGCUCUGCCUUAUUCAAAGCACCAGUCAUAAGGACCUGCACAAGAAAAUGAAAAGAUUAAUUUCAAAGUCCAGCAAUGGAGAUGUGCAUCCCCUCCUUUAACAGCCUUCUGUGCUGUAGGAAAACAGUGGCCAGUUAUUCCACAGGAUAACUCACAGGAAAAUGAGCCAAAGCAAACUCAAACCCACUCCUUACGGCCAAUGUGUGCUCAUGUAACCAAGAACCUUGCUAGGGACAAAGACAACCAUGGUCAUCUGUCUCUGAACAGGUUUGUUUUGAAUGAAGCUGCAGAAAAUUUAUAAUAAAGGACUAAAUGAUUAAACAUGGAA